AUGCUCUACGCGGAUUUUAUAGCAGGAUGGGCAGCUGGAGGAGCUGGACUUAUUGUCGGACAUCCACUGGACACUGUGAAAGCUAGACUACAAACAAUGACAGUCUACAAGGGGAUUCUAGAUUGUAUGACGCAGACGAUGCGCCAGGAAUCGAUCUAUGGGUUGUACAAAGGAAUGCUGAUCCCGUUCAUUUCAACUGGAGCCAUACACUCGCUGUUGUUUGCUGGCUAUGGAGCCGCGUUGAAGUUUCUCCAUCCUGGUGAAUCAAAUAUCGAGGCGCGAAAAGAUUUGCCAAUGAGUGAGAUCUUGUUUGCUUCGAUAUGCGGCACUAUGGUUCAAGUCGGUCCAGUGAUUCCCGUGGAAUUAGUGAAAACCAAACUUCAGGUGCAACGUGAGAACAUUUCGCAUUUCAAGAAGCACGCGAAAAAUCUCUACGCCGGCCCAAUGGAGUGUAUUCGAGACACCGUGCGGAGUGAAGGAAUUCGCGGGCUCUUCAAGGGAGGAUCUGUGGUUCUGCUUCGUGAUAAUAUUGGAUACCUCUUCUAUAUUCCAGUGUAUGAAGGUCUGUUAAGAAGCUUUCGAAGUCAAGGCUAUGAAAAUACCUGGACUCAACUCUUCUCGGGCGGUAUGGCUGGAAUCUCCGGAUGGAUUUCGGUGUGCCCACUAGAGGUGGUAAAGAACAGGAUCCAGGCGAUGAAAUCGCACACAAAAAUAAGCCCAAAAGAGAUGACGCUGAAAAUCUACAAAGAGGAAGGGAUUUCAGCAUUUUACCGCGGCGGUUGGGCGAUUUCCGUUCGAGGAUUUGUUGUCAAUUCCGUCGAUUCGACUGCCAUGUCGACUAUUAUAUUCCUAGCAUUACUGGCUUCAGCAGUUUAUGGAUUAGAUAAUGGAUUGGCUAGGACCCCUCCAAUGGGUUGGAUGUCAUGGACCGCAUUCUACUGUGAAAUUGAUUGUGUCAAACACCCCAACGGAUGCAUCAAUGAGAAGCUUUAUAUGGACAUGGCGGACCGUCUAGUGAGUGAUGGCUACCGAGAGCUCGGCUACAAGUCAGUGCACAUCGACGACUGCUGGUCGGAAAUGGAACGCGAUGAGAAUGGGUUGUUGGAGGCGAAUCGGACUCGAUUCCCGAGUGGAAUGAAGAAGCUUGCUAAAUAUAUGCACGAUCGAGGCCUUAGAUUCGGAAUCUAUGAAGAUUAUGGCACCAAGACAUGUGGAGGAUAUCCUGGAAGCUACGGACACCUUAAGGCUGACGCUCAAACCUUUGCCUCCUGGGAUGUUGACUACUUGAAGCUUGAUGGUUGCUAUAUUGACACUGAUCUAAUGCCAGAAGGAUACGCAGAGAUGGGACGCGAGCUUAAUGCUACCGGAAGGCCGAUAGUUUACUCGUGCAGUUGGCCGGCUUAUCUCAUUGAUCAUCCAGAGAAGGUUGAUUAUAAUUUGAUCGGAAAGCAUUGUAAUACCUGGAGAAACUUUGAUGACAUCAAUUCGUCAUGGAAAUCGAUUCAAUCCAUUAUCAACUAUUAUGAUCAUAAUCAGGAUAAGCAUAUUCCGACCCAUGGGCCUGGAAAAUGGCAUGAUCCUGAUAUGCUUGUUAUUGGAAACAAAGGGAUCACCGUGGAUAUGGCGAUUGCUCAAAUGUCAAUUUGGUGCAUCUGGGCUGCUCCUUUAAUUAUGUCAAAUGAUUUGCGUAUCAUUGCUCCAGAAUUUCGAGAAAUUUUGCUCAACCAAGAUGCUAUCAAUAUUAAUCAGGAUCCUCUGGGAAUUAUGGGACGAUUGGUGGCUAAUACCACUGAUUUGGGACUUUAUGUGAAGCCAAUCAUGCCGACGUCAGAUACCCAUAGCUCUUUUGGAAUCGCCGUUUUGAAUAGGAACUUGUCGCAAGGAAGAACAAUUCGAUUCACAUUGAAAAACAUUGGCCUCACCUAUGAGCACGGCUAUCUGAUCAGAGAGAUCUGGACGAACACCGACUUCGGAUUAAUGAGCCCGAACGACGAAAUUGAGUUCAACAUCAAUCCAACAAGCGCAGCACUAUUCCGUGCUGACAUCGCAUCGAUGGUGGAUCCAAGAAGAUGGAAGAAGUUCAAAAAGGAUUCGCCAUUUAGAAAGUAA
Messenger RNA from Caenorhabditis bovis, 2109 nucleotides. Lineage: Eukaryota; Metazoa; Nematoda; Chromadorea; Rhabditida; Rhabditidae. The record is from the annotation of a GenBank genome assembly.